Molecule: messenger RNA, 449 nt
Organism: Lactuca virosa
Lineage: Eukaryota; Viridiplantae; Streptophyta; Magnoliopsida; Asterales; Asteraceae
Source: the annotation of a GenBank genome assembly
AUGCCUCGUAUCACAAAUUCAAACAAAAUAACCCAUGCGCAAUGUUUAAUUGAGAAGCAAAUACAAGAAGCAUCGUCUCCAAACAAUCACUGGACUUUGAUUCAUAAAGACUUCACCCGGCAUCUGAACAAAAAAAAAGAUGCAGCUGCCCCUUACUGUGUUCCCUCCCCGUCGUCGGCCUCCUCUCCGCCUCAACUCCGACUGCUACACCACAGCACCUCCGGCUCCGCCUCCGACGACUUCUGCAACGACUUCUACAGGCAUUCAUUAACAUCAUUUAUUAUGGAUUGAAGUAAAGAAAUUAUGUUUUACACAGAAAGGGUAUUUUGGGGAAUAAUUGAAAAUUAACAAGAGAAUAGAAGAUUUUUACCUUUUUAGAUAUGUUUUAGGUUAUCAUUGUUUUGGAGCUUUUAAUUGUUUUGGGUACAACAAUUAAGAAAUAGGUUUGU